AUGUUUUUGAUUUGGAGUCUUCUAGUCACAGCCGCUUUGGCGAGUGCAGGUGAUUUGUUUGGAACGUGGACUACCAAAUCUCGUGAUGUUCUUACUGGUCCAGGAUUCUACGAUCCACUCAACGACAAACUGAUCGAGCCGAAUCUAACGGGCAUUUCAUACUCAUUCGACGAUGAAGGAAAUUACGAAUCCGCAUACUAUCGCGCAAUCUCAAACCCGGCCGACCCAUCAUGCCCGGGGGGAGUUAUGCAAUGGCAACAUGGUGCUUAUACUGUGUUCGGCAACGGAACGCUGAUAUUGACACCAAUUGCUGUCGAUGGUCGUCAGCUACUGUCCAAUCCCUGCCAGAAGCAGGCAGGCCACUACACACGAUAUAACAUCACUGAGGAGUUUCAGGUACAUUUCUUUCGUGCUCUCUCGGACGGCUCAUCUGACACAAGACAGGAAUUCUCCGUGGAUAUCGACAAGUUCAAUCGCAUUAAACGCCUCGAUUUGACCAGAAUGGACGGCUCACUUGUCCAUCCCAUGUUCCUCGCCUACCAGCCACCAAAGAUGCUCCCUACCACGACAUUGAACCCCAUACCAACCGGACAUAAGCAAAAGCGAGAACUCUCGUCAAAGGCAGGAUUUCAGCUGAUCGCUAGAGAACAGCUGAUCAAUCCAGACCGAUGGUGGUGGUUGGGUGUUCUGAUGACAUCUCUUGGAGGAGUAGCUUUCUUCUGCUCAUGA
Molecule: messenger RNA, 729 nt
Organism: Penicillium psychrosexuale
Lineage: Eukaryota; Fungi; Ascomycota; Eurotiomycetes; Eurotiales; Aspergillaceae
Exons: 3
Coding region: 1-729 (242 amino acids)
Biological process (GO): 'de novo' protein folding
Cellular component (GO): endoplasmic reticulum membrane; endoplasmic reticulum
Source: RefSeq, a predicted model, not a curated record